Molecule: messenger RNA, 1716 nt
Organism: Penicillium antarcticum
Lineage: Eukaryota; Fungi; Ascomycota; Eurotiomycetes; Eurotiales; Aspergillaceae
Exons: 4
Coding region: 1-1716 (571 amino acids)
Biological process (GO): transmembrane transport
Molecular function (GO): transmembrane transporter activity
Source: RefSeq, a predicted model, not a curated record
AUGGCUGCCGUUAAGCCCGCCUUCACGGAAGAGGUCAACCAGGACCCAACUUCUCUGAGGCCACAGCAAAAUAAAGUAUCAGAAGAGGAAGACCAGCAGGAUGGUGUUCGAGUCGCCGAAGCCGUCACUAAAACGUGGUCGAAGAAGUACCUGAUCACCGCAUAUGCUAGUAUGUGGUUGGUAUAUUUUAUCAAUUAUCUCAAUAGCAGUUUGACCUCCAACCUGUCGGCGUAUAUUACAAGUGGCUUCUCAGAGCACUCCCUGCUCUCCGUCAUCUCCGUCAUCACCAGCGUCAUGGGUGCGGCGUGUUUAAUGCCAAUCGCUAAGGUUCUGAACCUGUGGGACCGUACAACCGGGUUCAUCAUCAUGAUCUUAAUUGCUAUCAUGGGUUUAAUUAUGAUGGCUGGUUGUAGCAAUAUUGCGACCUAUUGUGCUGCCCAGGCAUUCUAUACCGUCGGUUUUACCGGAGCGAUUUUCUGUAUUGAUGUCAUGACCUCCGAUACUUCAUCACUUCGCGACCGAGGCAUCGCUUUUGCGUUUACCUCUUCACCUGGCAUGAUCACUGCGUUCUCAGGCUCGCCUCUGUCAAACCAGUUCCAUGAGACAAACUGGCGUUGGGCUUACGGUACAAUCUGCAUCGUCCUCCCUAUCGUCGCCUCGCCCUUGAUAGUGGUAUGGCAAUUGGCCAAAAGAAAGGCGACCAAGGAGGGUACACUCCAGUACAAGCCUCGGAGCACGCGAACUUGGCUGGACAGCAUUUGGUUCUAUGUCAUUGAAUUCGACAUUAUCGGAAUCUUCCUUAUGAUCGGCGGCACAAUUCUCUUCCUGACUUCUUUCAACAUUGCCGGCAACACCCAAGGCCAAUGGAAGUCUCCCAAAAUCAUUGCCAUGAUGGUAGUAGGCUUUUGCAUCCUAGUAGCCUUCGCCGUCUACGAGCGCUGGCUAGCCCCGAAGCCCUUCAUCCCAUACCAUCUCCUGGUAGACCGGACAGUCAUUGGUGCUUGUCUAUUAGACGUCACUUACCAGGUUUCCUACUACUGCUGGGCGAGCUAUUUUACAUCCUACCUACAAGUAGUAUACAACACUAGCCUUACACAGGCCGGAUACAUUAGCGCAAUCUUCGAUUUCAUGGACCCAAUUUGGCUCAUUGGCUGUGGUUUCUGCAUUCGCGCAACCGGCCGCUUCAAAUGGCUCCUGUGGUUCGCUGUCCCGCUGUACCUCCUCGCCAGCGGACUGAUGAUCUACUUCCGCAGCCCGGGCCACAGCAUCGGGUAUCAGUGCAUGUGUCAGAUCUUCCUCGCUGUUGGAGGUGGAACACUUAUUUUGAUUGAACAAAUUGCUGUUAUGGCUGCGUCCACGCAUGAAGAGUAUGCUGCUAUGCUGGCGCUGUUGAGCACCUUUGGAAACAUCGGUGGUGCUGUUGGAAGUAGUGUGUCGGGUGCUAUCUGGACGAACACGCUUCCUGGCAAGCUGCGCGAGUUACUACCAGCUGAGUUGAAGGACCAGUGGUCCACGAUAUAUGAGGAUUUGGAAGUACAGUUGAGCUACCCCGUUGGGUCGCCUGCUCGUAUCGCCAUCCAGAAUGCUUAUGCGUUCAGUCAGAGGAACAUGAUGAUUGCUGGUACUGCAGUUAUGGGACUCUCGCUGGCUUGGGUGGCUAUUAUGAGAAAUAUCAAGGUGCACAAUGAUAAGGACCUGAACAAGGUCCUUUUUUAG